AUGUCCAAGCCGACCACAAAUGGGCUAAUCGCCAAAUCGAUUGACGAUCUAGCAUUACCAGGUGGACGGAAUGAACGGCAAUUUGCACGAUACAAAUCUAGUCAACUACUAAGACUCUCAGCGGGUAAAGUUCACGGUUCCCUCGCUCGUGCCGGUAAGGUCAAGUCUCAAACCCCAAAGGUUGACAAGCAAGAAAAGCCAAAGCAGCCAAGAGGCAGGGCUUACAAGAGAAAGCUCUACACCAGAAGAUUCGUCAACGUUGCCACCACUCCAGGUGGAAAGAGAAAGAUGAACCCAGGUCCAUCCUCGAAGGCUUAA
Kuraishia capsulata CBS 1993 is the source of this 318-nucleotide messenger RNA. RefSeq lists its product as uncharacterized. Gene Ontology annotation, molecular function: structural constituent of ribosome. The coding region runs from base 1 to 318 and encodes 105 amino acids. Gene Ontology annotation, cellular component: cytosolic small ribosomal subunit; ribosome. The transcript is spliced from 2 exons. Lineage: Eukaryota; Fungi; Ascomycota; Pichiomycetes; Pichiales; Pichiaceae. Gene Ontology annotation, biological process: translation. The record is from RefSeq and is a predicted model, not a curated record.